Messenger RNA from Scutellospora calospora, 135 nucleotides. The record is from the annotation of a GenBank genome assembly. NCBI's taxonomy places the organism in Eukaryota, Fungi, Glomeromycota, Glomeromycetes, Diversisporales, Gigasporaceae.
CAUAUGAUUGAAAGUGGUAACGAUGUGCUAGCGAAUGUAGAGCAUCAAUCAUGCAACAUGAGUAAUAAUAUGUGUGAGCGAAAGUGGUAUCAACAUGCAACAGGAAAAAUUGCAAUGCAGCAAGAACAAUUAUGA